Messenger RNA from Chelmon rostratus (copperband butterflyfish), 3345 nucleotides. RefSeq lists its product as uncharacterized. Gene Ontology annotation, molecular function: ATP hydrolysis activity; zinc ion binding. NCBI's taxonomy places the organism in Eukaryota, Metazoa, Chordata, Actinopteri, Chaetodontiformes, Chaetodontidae. Gene Ontology annotation, cellular component: nucleoplasm; nucleus. The transcript has 17 exons. The record is from RefSeq and is a predicted model, not a curated record. The coding region runs from base 46 to 2700 and encodes 884 amino acids.
GCAGAAAGCAGACGCCACAAGAGGCGAAAUAAUCAGUCGCGGAACAUGGCGAGGUUAAGCGAACACGGGAUUCGUCUGAGUUCCAUGAGCCCUUCCUUCCUGAACAGCAACUCCACGAGUCACACCUGGCCCUUCAGCGCGGUGGCGGAGCUGAUAGACAAUGCAUCAGAUCCAGGUGUCUCCGCUAAUCAGUUCUGGAUAGAUGUAGUUGAAGAAUCCGGUCACCUCUGCCUAACGUUCACUGAUAAUGGCAGCGGCAUGACCCCCAACAAGCUGCACAAGAUGCUCAGCUUUGGUUUUACAGAGAAGGGUUCAGGAAAGGCCAGCCAUCAGGCCAUCGGCGUGUACGGGAACGGUUUCAAGUCUGGCUCCAUGCGUCUGGGCCGCGAUGCGCUCAUUUUCACCAAGAACGGUGGCUGCCAGACUGUGGGCAUGCUGUCUCAGACCUACCUGGAAAACAUCAAGGCCCAGGCCGUCAUUGUCCCCAUUGUCCCCUUCAACCAACAAACCAAGUCUCUGGUGAUGACUGAGGACUCUGAGGCCAGCCUGGCAGCCAUCCUCCAAAACUCCCUCCUCUCCUCUUUGGAGCAGAUACAUGCACACUUUGACUCCAUUCUCUCCAAAAAAGGCACCAAGAUAUUAAUCUGGAACCUACGCAGGGCCAAAGAUGGCAAGCCAGAGAUCGACUUCGAGACCGAUGUGUAUGACUUCCGCUUGCCCUCGAUUCAGAUCGAGGAGCUGAAGAAGGGUCUGAAGAGCAGUGGGUCCCUGAGAGCCGAAGAGAACAUACCAGACAUGCACUAUAGUCUCAGGGCCUACCUCAGUAUCUUAUACCUGAAGCCGAGGACACAGAUUAUCCUGCGAGGGAAGAAGAACAUAGCUAAACUGAUGUCGAAGAGGCUGACACACAUCGAGCAUGACGUGUACAAACCCCACUUCAGUAAAGAGAAGGUGAAGGUGACCUUUGGGCUGAGCCCAAAAAACAAAGACCACUAUGGCAUCAUGAUGUACCACAAGAACCGGCUCAUUAAAGCCUACGAGAAAGUGGGCUGCCAGCUGAAGGCUUCAGGUCAAAGGGCGGGAGUCGGGGUCAUCGGCAUCAUCGAGUGUAACUUUCUCAAACCUGCUCACAACAAGCAAGACUUUGAAUACACCAAAGAAUACAGACUCACCCUCGGUGCUCUGGGCCUAAAACUCAACGACUACUGGAGAGAGAUGACAGAGAAGAGGGCCAGAGAGCGAGAGUUUCAGGCUCUAGACAGAGAUGAAUACAAGCGUGGCGAUGAAGAAGCUCCAAUGUGGUUACAGUGUGAAGAGUGCCUGAAGUGGCGAAGCAUCCCCGCAAAUCAUUACAGCACGGCUCCUGAAAGCUGGAACUGCAGCCAGAACCCCAAUCCACGUUACCGAAGCUGCUCCUCCCCAGAGGAAGCAGAAGACAGUGAGGAGCUAUUAACACCCAGCUACCAGAAGAAUCACAAGAAGCACAGAGAACAACCCAGAAGCAGAAAACGAGAAAAAUCAUUGGAGGCGUGUCCGUUCCAGGACCAAAUGCCCAAACCCCAAAUCAUCUCACGUUGUUUGUCAGAGCCGGUCCAGCAAACCCUCCAGUCCACACCCUCACCUCAUGAUAUGAAGAAAGCAGAGGAAAACACACUAGAAGCAGACCAGACAAACACAGAUCACCUGGCGCAUCAUGACACAGACACAGACACCAAUGAUGAUGCAAAGGCACAAACUGCAGUCACAGCUGAAGUCACUGGCACAGAACUCAAGCUCGUUGGAGGAGAAACAAGCGAUCACAAGCUUGAAGAUGAAGAGAAGGACAAAAAGAAAGACACAGACAUGGAGCCAAUGGAAGAAGAGGAGGAGAGCACAGAUGCAUCAAGCCACAAAAGGAAAUCAGAAUCAUUUACUGAGCCAAAGAGCAAGAAGGCAUGUCUAUGGGAGGAGCAACAGCCAGAAAAUACAGCAGAAGAGAUGAAUUCUGAGAAACAGACAAAUGCACCUGAGACGCCGUCCUCGGAAGUGACCAUGCAGGACGACAGAAACUUAGCAGAGAAACCAGGUGACACGGCACAGCGAAUCCUCAACCUCACCUUGACCACCUCGCUCCCCUCCACCCAGACCGCGACAGUGUCUCCACUGAGUCAAACAGCUCCGCUCGAGUCCACUCCAGACGGGAGCGGCCGGGAAGCUAACCUGCAGAAGCUGGCUGCGUUGGAGGAAGAGGCCCAGAGGCUACGGAGGCUUCUAGGUCUGGAAGUCAUGAAGACAACUCAAGGCACGAUGACGACGGCCGAUACCAGCUCUGAAAAGCCAGCCGGGGGGCCGGUGGCGCCAGCCAGCAGAGAGGUGGGCUGCCAGACGGCCGUGGCUGAGAGCUCUACGUCAUCCAGCAGCCCGGCCAAGGCUGCAGGACUCCAGGUUCAGAGAGUCGUAUGUGGCCCGAAGGAGCAGCCUGAGCUGAACAGACCCCGGAAGGAGAAGACAGAAACUCAGGGCGGGAUGAGAGCCAGUGACAGCGAGGCCUGUGAAAACAGCAGAUUGCCACACGAGGGUCUGCGAAGCAUCCGCAACAACGUGGUGGUGCUCCUCACGGCCCUCCUGCCCCAACUGGACCUGACCGGCAUCAGCUUGGAGACCACCGACGUAGAGAACAUACUGCAGCAGAUCAUAGAGGUCAAUUCACUGAAACUAUGACCGGUCACAGGUUUCUGUUGGUAGCGAUCCAUGUCUUUUUUUCCUGUAUUCUCAUGCAAAGUGUUUGGGUUGUAUAUAUCAUUGUCACAUUAUUCCUCUAUUAUUGGUGGUGCUCGUGGAUGAACUCUAUAACGUGAUAUUGUUUUAUGUGCUCAUGUUUAUCGGUUUGCAACCAAGAUAUAAAUAACAGUUUAUUUUGCAUUGAACAAAGAAAUAAUAGUUUGGCUUCAGUUUGUUGGAAUGGUGUCUCCACUCGAAAAAAUGUCUCGACCAGGAGGAAUUUAAAGUCUGAGUGUUCAGAGUUGUAAUACACACUGAUAUCAAGCUUCCACUGGCAGCACACACACACAUAUUGCUAGUUAGUGCCAGUGUUUUCUGACACAUCACUUUGAAUGUAAUCUGUCUGGUGCUCAUCUAGCUUUUAAGCUUUUAAGAAACUUUGUUGUAAGUUGCUGCUGCCCAGCUGCUGUAUAAAUAUGAGCACUUGAAUCUGAAGUUAGCGCGCUGUAUCGCUACUGUUUGUUUUGCUUCUGUUAUUAUGGACUAUUUAAAUUUGUUUUAUACACAUGUGGCAUCAGAGUCGUGGAGGAAUGCUUGUUUCUAGAUUUCUAGCUUUUUUAUGUUUACAUUAAAAGGCUGAAACCA